AUGGCCUCGGAACAGCCUCGUCGAGAAAGAAAGCCUUCGGUUGGAGCUCCAGUGUCUGAGCUUCAGGGACCCAUUGGUCCCGGCUUUAGCCGUCCCAAGCACAGACGUACCUUCACUGGCUUCGGACCUGCAGAGAUCAAAAGUGUCGAAGCUAGUAUUCCGGAGCAUCUUAGGGAGGCAUGGCGGAAGCACUCCGUCAAUGGAUUUGCCAACAAAGAAGAGUUCGAAGAUGAGCUGGUCCGGCACAUCGAAACUACUUUGGCUCGCUCCUUGUACAACUGUGACGAAUUGGCCGCAUACUCUGGAACCGCCCUAGCCUUUCGAGAUCGCUUGAUCAUCGAAUGGAAUAAGACGCAACAGCGACAAGCUUCUGCCGACCAGAAGCGAGUGUAUUAUCUUUCUCUCGAAUUCCUUAUGGGCCGAGCUCUGGAUAAUGCCAUGCUCAAUGUCGGCUUGAAGGACGUUGCAAGAGAGGGUCUGAAGGACCUUGGCUUCCGAGUCGAAGAUGUCAUUAGCCAGGAGCAUGAUGCUGCACUGGGAAAUGGAGGUCUUGGACGCUUGGCUGCGUGCCUACUCGACAGUCUGGCGACAUUGAACUAUCCAGCCUGGGGCUACGGUCUACGCUACCGUUAUGGUAUUUUCAAGCAGGAAAUUGUAGACGGGUAUCAGAUGGAAGUCCCCGACUACUGGCUUGACUUCAACCCAUGGGAGUUCCCUCGGCAUGAAAUCACUGUCGAUAUUCAGUUUUAUGGCUGGGUGAGAAAAUACCAGGAUGAGAAUGGUAAAACCAUCCACUCCUGGCAAGAUGGCGAAACUGUGCAAGCAGUAGCAUACGAUGUUCCUGUCCCGGGCUAUGGCACACGGACCACGAACAAUCUUCGGCUGUGGUCUUGCAAGGCUUCCAGCGGAGAAUUCAACUUCCAGAAAUUCAACGCUGGCGAUUACGAAAGUGCUGUCGCAGAGCAACAACGUGCGGAGACAAUCUCUGCGGUGCUCUAUCCGAACGACAACCUCGACAGGGGUAAGGAGCUAAGACUUAAACAACAGUACUUCUGGUGUGCUGCCUCUCUGUUCGACAUUGUCCGGAGAUUCAAGAAGACCAAGAGAGCUUGGAGCGAGUUCCCCGAUCAGGUUGCCAUUCAAUUGAAUGACACUCACCCGACCUUGGCUAUAGUCGAACUUCAGCGCAUCUUGAUUGAUAACGAAGGUCUCGAGUGGGACGAGGCAUGGGCCAUCGUGACAAAGACCUUCGGAUACACGAAUCACACGGUUUUGCCAGAGGCCCUGGAGAAGUGGUCUGUCCCGUUGGUGCAAAACCUGCUACCACGGCACAUGCAGAUCAUUUUCGACAUCAACUUAUAUUUCCUCCAGCAUGUCGAGAAGAACUUUCCGCAAGAUAGAGACUUACUGUCCCGGGUGUCGAUUAUUGAAGAGUCCCACCCGAAGAUGGUGAGGAUGGCUUACAUCGCGAUUAUUGGCUCCCAUAAAGUCAAUGGGGUCGCAGAACUACACUCAGAUCUAUUGCGGACCACCCUUUUCAAAGAUUUCGUGACAAUAUACGGCCCGGACAAGUUCACCAAUGUCACCAAUGGAGUUACUCCACGUCGUUGGCUACACCAGGCAAACCCACGUUUGUCUGAUCUAAUCGCUUCCAGGCUCGGAGGAUAUCAAUUCUUGACUGAUUUGACACUUCUGGACCGGCUCGAGGCUUUCGUCGAUGACAAGGCAUUCCAACGUGAAUGGGCCGAGAUUAAGACCGCGAACAAGAUUCGUCUCGCUAAACACAUCAAAGAGACCACCGGUUACAGUGUAAAUCCACAGGCUUUGUUUGAUAUUCAAGUCAAGCGUAUCCAUGAGUACAAGCGGCAGCAGCUUAACAUCUUCGGUGUCAUCCACCGAUACUUGAGGAUCAAGUCAAUGUCUGCGGAAGAGAAAAAGAAGGCACUGCCGCGCGUGUCUGUCUUUGGAGGCAAAGCAGCCCCAGGCUACUGGAUGGCAAAGACUGUUAUUCACCUGAUUAACAAAGUUGCCUCCGUGGUAAACAAUGACCCUGAAGUUGGUGAUCUUCUGAAGGUGAUCUUUGUCGAGGACUACAACGUCAGUAAGGCCGAAAUCAUCUGUCCAGCGUCUGAUAUCAGCGAGCAUAUCUCUACCGCUGGUACGGAGGGCAGCGGUACUAGUAACAUGAAAUUCGUCAUGAACGGUGGCUUGAUCAUUGGAACUUGCGACGGUGCUAACAUCGAGAUUACCAGAGAAAUUGGGGAGCAGAACAUAUUCCUCUUUGGAAAUCUAGCAGAAGAUGUGGAAGAGCUUCGCCACCGACACCUCUACGGCGAUUUCCAGCUUGAUCCUCACUUGGCUAAAGUCUUCGAUGCAAUUCGUGGCGGCAUGUUCGGUGACGUCAACAACUUCUCCGCACUCAUCGCCUCCAUUGUUGAGCACGGAGAUUACUACCUAGUGUCUGACGACUUCAAUUCGUAUAUUACCACGCAGGACUUGGUUGAUGAGUCGUUCCAGAACCGCGAAGAGUGGUUAGCCAAGUCCAUCACCAGUGUUGCCCGCAUGGGUUUCUUUUCGACCGACCGCGUGAUCAAUGAGUACGCCGAAAGCAUUUGGAAUGUAGAGCCCCUCGAGGUGGAGAAUUAGACAGUGGCCAUUGUUGAAGUUGGACUCCUGCAUCAUCUGGUCCUUCCUUUCGGUUUGCCAUGUUGUCACCCGCUCUAUUCUUCCGCUUUUCUUUCCUCUUGGCGAGUUGGAUUGAACUUCUAGUAUUACAUGGAUCCUACACUCGUAACGCUGCCCGGUGAACAGGAGAGAGAUGCUUAUGACGGAGCCAUUCACUCACUCGGCAGUAACUCAUUGUUUGGAUCAGCAAUUAUCAAACAGCUAUAUUCUAUGCAACUAACUGUUCUUACAAAGUUCCAUAUGUCUUCUACAU
Aspergillus neoniger CBS 115656 is the source of this 2938-nucleotide messenger RNA. RefSeq names its product glycogen phosphorylase (gene glpV). Gene Ontology annotation, molecular function: glycogen phosphorylase activity; pyridoxal phosphate binding. The transcript is spliced from 8 exons. Bases 1 to 2646 code for a protein of 881 amino acids. Lineage: Eukaryota; Fungi; Ascomycota; Eurotiomycetes; Eurotiales; Aspergillaceae. Gene Ontology annotation, cellular component: cytoplasm. The record is from RefSeq and is a predicted model, not a curated record. Gene Ontology annotation, biological process: glycogen catabolic process.